AUGCCACUUUCAGCCUUCCAAGACUACUGUUCAGAGAAAAACAAUGUUUUUCAUGAAGUCCGUUUUCUUGUAUUUAGUUGGUCUACAGCGGCGGCAGUUUUGUACCUCCCAAUACUCGAGGCCGUGUAUCAAUUACAAUUGCUGAUGCAAACCUUGCUUCGCGUUGGUCAUGCCGUUUUUGAAACGCAAACUAAACUGAGUGGUGGUCGAAGCCCUGUUUGGAAUCGCACAAUCCAUGCUUAUCUUCCCAAUGGAGUGGAGAGCAUUUACAUCCAAAUAUUUGAUGAGUUUUCCCUGCAGUGGAUGGCUCAGCUAAGUCAAUCAAGAACAGUCUCGGUUAGCUCACAUGGUCUAGAUGCAAAAAAAUCAGGCGCUUGGACAACAAUAGUGCUGCCACUGUACAAUCUUGAGAAAUGA
Molecule: messenger RNA, 417 nt
Organism: Cylicostephanus goldi
Lineage: Eukaryota; Metazoa; Nematoda; Chromadorea; Rhabditida; Strongylidae
Source: the annotation of a GenBank genome assembly